Molecule: messenger RNA, 8696 nt
Organism: Vespa crabro (European hornet)
Lineage: Eukaryota; Metazoa; Arthropoda; Insecta; Hymenoptera; Vespidae
Gene: Asap
Product: arfGAP with SH3 domain, ANK repeat and PH domain-containing protein
Exons: 17
Coding region: 1173-4253 (1026 amino acids)
Biological process (GO): positive regulation of GTPase activity
Cellular component (GO): cytoplasm
Molecular function (GO): GTPase activator activity; protein binding
Source: RefSeq, a predicted model, not a curated record
GUGAAACUUCGUUCGUCGUCGUAAGCGCCUCGUAUUGGCACGGUGGCGUACGAAGCGAAGCUUCGGCAAAGUGUCCGUAAGAACGUUAACGAUUGCCGAACAGAGCAGUCGCGUUCGCGCGUACCUAAUAUACGCGCGUUGGGAUUACGUUCUGUUGUUGUCAAAAAGAAAGAAAGGCAGGAGAAGGAAAGACGAGAGAUAUGUAUUCUCCCGUCAUUUAUCGUCGUAGGAAGUUCGACAGCGGGAAGAUGUCGUCGGGUAGAUAAUUGUUGUCCGAGAGCAGCCUACGGGCGAGUCUCUUGAAGGCUUCAGAAGGAAACGAAAUAAAGAAAAGGAGAGAGAGAGAGAGAGAAAGAGAGAAACUUGGCACUACGUUCAAAAAUACAUACACACACACACACACACAUAUAUAUAUAUAUAUAUGAUAGAGAAAGAGAGAGAUAUAGAUAGAGAGUAUAGUAGUAUACACGAGCAUAUAUAUUAUAUCGUAUUUUGCAUCCUUCUCUUUCUCUCUCUUGCGGGAUUUGUCCCUCCUCUAUCGCCAACGUCGACACACCGUCAGAACGUUUAUCAUCAUUCGUCGUCGUUGUAAUCGUCAAUGUUUUCUAACCGUAAUCACGGAAACGGUGGUGGUAAUUAAAAAGAAGAAGAAGAAGAAGAAAAAGGAGAAAUAGAAAAAGAUUGGAAGGAAAAGGUGACAGUGCCAACGUCGUUGGAAUUUAUGGUGCGCCUGCGAGAGAGAAAGACUGUAAAGUGAAAGAAAGAUAUAUAUAUAGAGAGAGAGAGAGAAAGAGAGAGAGAGAGAGGUAACGCGAGCUACGAGAGAGAUUAUUGGAGAUAGAAAGAGAGAGAGAGAGAGAGAGAGAGAGAGAGAGAGAGAGAGAGGGAUAUAUCGGUGACGGGUGUGUGUGCGCGAGAAACGAGACAUACGGUGCUAGAGAAGGCACGAAGAAGAAAUCUAUCGGUACUCUUGUGCUUUAGUAAACGUCGUUUCGAUCGUCGUAGUUGGUUGAUGGUAGUGGUUGUGCGGUGACAGUUCUCCCGUUGUCCCGUUCAAAAAAAAGUGUUCUCAUGUGUAUGUCAUCUCCGUUAAGGCUUAAGAAAGAUAGAAUAUAAGAGAAAGAAUCAACAAUAACAAUAACAAUAACAAUAAGAAGAGGAGAAAAGAAAAAAUGCCGGGCCUAAUCGCGGUGAGCGAGUUCGUCGAGGAAACGAGGGAGGAUUAUAACUCGCCCACUACGUCGACCUUCGUUUCUCGAAUGCCACAAUGCAGGCAGACCAUCACAUCCCUCGAAGAGACUCUGGACUUCGACAGAGACGGUCUUACCAAACUAAAGAAGGCUAUCAAGGCAAUUCACAAUUCUGGAAACGCCCACGUCGAUAACGAAGUUUAUCUCGGGAGAGCCCUUGAAAGACUCGGCGAUGCUGCCCUUAAGGAACAAGAGCCCGACAUAGGAGCAGCAUUCCUUAAAUUCGCAGUGGUCACCAAGGAAUUGAGCGCCCUUAUGAAGACUCUGAUGCAAAACAUCAAUAACAUCGUAAUGUUUCCGUUGGAUUCGGUACUGAAAGGAGAUUUGAGAGGUGUGAAGGGCGAUCUCAAAAGACCAUUCGAAAAGGCGUGGAAGGACUACGAGGCAAAGUAUGCGAAAAUCGAGAAGGAGAAAAAGCAACAUGCCAAGGAGGCCGGCCUUAUUCGUACGGAGGUUACACCAGCCGAGAUUGCCGAUGAAAUGGAGAAGGAGAGGCGAUUAUUUCAAUUGCAAAUGUGCGAGUAUCUCAUAAAGGUGAAUGAAAUCAAGACAAAGAAAGGUAUCGAACUGUUGCAGCAUCUAGUCGAAUAUUAUCAUGCUCAGACCAACUAUUUUCAAGAUGGCCUAAAGACCAUAGAACAUUUUGGUUCUUAUGUGGCCGAUCUGAGUAUUAAGCUGCAAAAGAUUCGACAAACUCAGGAUGAAGAACGAAGACGUUUGACAGAGUUAAGGAGUUUACUUAGGAGUUCAGGUUGUGAUAAAGAGCUAAAUGUAAAUGCAAGCGCAGGAUAUUCCUUGCACCAACUUCAAGGUGAUAAACAGCAUGGUGUAACACGUUCUGGACAUUUGUUGAAAAAAAGUGAAGGAAAGAUGAGGAGGGUUUGGCAAAAAAGAAGAUGUGCCGUACAAGCCGAAGGUUAUUUGGAUAUCUGUCAUGCGGAUGAGAAUAAACCACCUACAAGAGUGAAUCUACUUACGUGCCAAAUAAAGCUGGUACCGGAUGAUAAAAGAGGCUUUGAUCUUAUAAGUUAUAAUCGUACGUACCAUUUUCAAGCGGAAGAUGAAGCAGAUCAACGUGCUUGGAUGUCGGUAUUGGUAAAUUGUAAAGAAAGAGCUUUGCUACGUGCAUUCGAUGCUAGUGGGAAAGCUGAAGCUGGCCAAGGAAAUCCUAGUUUAGUCGAAUUACAACAGGCAGUUAUACGAUGCGUUAUGCGAUUACCUGGAAACGAACAAUGUUGUGACUGUUCCUCUCAAAACGAUGCUACCUGGUUAUCUACAAAUUUUGGUAUAAUCGUAUGUAUAGAAUGUAGUGGUAUUCAUCGAGAUUUAGGGGUGCAUAUAUCAAGGAUACAGUCUUUAACUUUAGACAAUGUGGGAACCGCCCAAUUAUUAUUAGCACGGCAUAUGACUAAUCAAGCAUUUAAUGAAGUGAUGGAAGCUACAUUACAUCAUAAUCUUAAACCAACGCCUACGUCAACGAUGGAAGAACGGUACGAAUUUAUAAGAGCCAAGUACGUUGAUAAAAAAUACGUCAUGAAUACUUGUGCGGAUGAACGAGAUCUCUUAUCAGAUUUAGAACAUGCAGUUAAUAAUCGUGAUCUGCAACAACUCUUACAAGUUUAUGCUGAGAACGUCGAUCUAGCAGCACCUUUGCCCACCUCUGAUAUAGGUGAGACUGCUUUACAUUUGGCAAUCUUACGAGAGAUGGGCAACAGUCUACAAAUUGUUGAUUUUCUUAUACAAAAUAUGCCAACUGGUGGUAUUGAUAGGACAACGGUUGACGGUGAAACGGCGUUACAUCUUUCAGCGAGGCACGAUAGAUCGGAAGCUAUGAAAUUACUUUUACGAGCUGGUGCCGACCCAAGUUACAGAAAUAAACAGGAUAAAACUCCGUUGGACAUUGCUCAGGAAAUGGGACAUCAUACUUGUAAAGAAUUACUUAGUCAUGCUUUACAAAGACAGAAGACAUUAUUCGAUAACGUUAACAUCGAUUGGAAUCUAUCUCAUGAUGAAGGUUCAACGGACUUUUCCGAUGACGAAACGAUCAUUGAAGAUAGGAAUGGCUGUCUAACGCCUGAGAAAAAGUCACGUAGCAGACCACCUUCGUAUGCUGGUGGUGGAGGCACAGGUUCUGGUGAUUCACCGGUGACAUUACGUAGUCGUAGCAGUACUUGUGAUAGUCUACAAAGUGGUUCCUCGCCAAGUUCCUCUACCAACAGACAACAAAUGCCACCGCCUCCUCCACCACAAACGAGAAAACCUGUUGCUGUACCCACACCGAUGACACCAGAUAUUUCAAUAAAUAUCCAUGGAUCAUUGAAGAAACGUGUUGCACCGCCUCCCCCACCAUCAGGAAGCUCAAGUGGCAUUCCAUCUUCUCAUUAUGGUACACUACCUUCGUCAGCGUCAUUAGCAACAUCCACACAUAGCCGGACGACGAGUGAGCCAAUCUUAGCUGGACACACCUUACACACACUAUCGCAUACUUUAAACACACUUAACAAUCAACACCAUAAAAGAUCACCCAGUGGAGACUCUUCUACAGGGCAUGGAAUGGACAAGACCAAUAGUUCUACGCUACAAAGACCACGUAAUCCACCACCACCUGCACCGUCCAGUGUUAGCACUUCCAGAUUGAGUAAUGGUCGUAGUAGCGAGUCUCUAAGUUCCAUGUGUUCGGAUCAUGGCCUUGGCAAUCCUGUUCCUCCUCCACGAAAGCGAAGGGACCGAUCCAGGCUAGAGAGCUACGCCGAGGAGCCUUCAUCUUUGCUCUCAAAUCUAAAUCUGCCAACGUCAUCGACCUUGAACGGUUUUCGACGAUGUCGAGCGCUAUACGAUUGUGAGGCUGAUAACGAGGACGAGUUAUCAUUCCGUGAGGGUGAGGUUAUAAUCGUAACGAACGAACAAACCGACGACGACAAUUGGAUGGAAGGUGCAUUGGAAAGAGCACCUGAAAGGAGAGGGAUGUUCCCGAUAAGCUUCGUUCAUAUGCUGCAAGAUUAACAUUCGGUAAGCCUAAACUCGUUGGCAAGUGUCUCGAGUACGGCAAGUUCGGUAAGCAUCGCCAGCCUUGGAAGAAGAAAUUGGCUGAGAAAGCAGAAGGAUUAGAAGGAGAGACGAAGGGGAUCGACGUUGGAGAACGUGAAAUCUUUAAUUUAUUAAAAAUAUUUUUUUGUUUUAUUUUAUUUUAUUUUUUUUUCUUUUCUUUUUUUUUUUUUUUUUUUUUGAAGGUUAACGUGCAAAGAAAAACAAGUUAAAUAAUCUUAAGCUGGCUCUUAGGGAGACCAUGUUUAGUUUUUUUAAUUUCUUUGAAGUUGAACGGGAAUUGUUCCUUAUUUUUUGUUUUGUUUUUAUCUCUUUUCUUUUUUUUUCUUUAUUUUAUUUUCGUUUCGUUUCGCUUCACUUCAUUUCGUUUCGUUUUGUUUCGUGCAAAAUUAUGAGUGUUAACCAUUCAAUGUUUCGAAUGACAAUCACGAAUCAACUUUUUUUUUAUUAAAAAUGAGAGAAAAAGAAAGAAACAAAAAGAAAAAAGACAAAAGGAAAUGAAAAGAGAAAAUGAAAGUGUUUUGAAAAAAUUGGCGGGAAAAAUGUUGAAAUGUUUCUUCUUUUAAAUAUCCAAGGGAUUAUGCGAAUUUAAUAAAGGGAUGUGCGAAUGGAUCGUGAUUACUCGAAACAAUUUUAAUUGACUGAAUAUUGAUCGAGUAUUCGAACAGUAAAGAUGUUCGAUAAAAAAAAAAAAAGAAAAAGGAAAAGAAAAAUGAGAGAGAGAGAGAGAGAGAGAGAGAGAGAGAGAGAGAAGAAAGAGAGAAGAAAGUAAAAGAAGAAAAGAAAAGAAAUCAAAAAUCGAAGUAACCUAUCGGGGUAUUUAAUACACGAGAAAGAUAUUUCGAUGUGCUUAAUAAACGAAUCCGCUGAAAACGGAUAGUUGCUUGGUUCUAAGCCGUUACCAAAAUGUGAUAUCGUAUAUUUCAUUGUAAAUCGUUAGAAUACACACAUAUACACGCGGACACAUACACAUACGAACACACAUGACACACAACACGCACGAACUUACAUACAUAACAUUAUAAAAGCGAAUACGUAUAUGAACAUAUUAUAUUCAUUUAAUCAUCAUGAAGAGUGAAAGGGAGAUUACGAUAGUUCAGUCCAACUUAAAUGAUCGUGAGAUAAGAAAAAAAAAAACAAAAUGGCGAACAAAAUAACGCAGAAAGAAAAAAAAAUCUAACUAUUUCGAUCUUUUUCGUAUGAACAAAAAUCAUAUUUAUGACGUAUGUACCGUUGUCCAUCGUGACGUCACGAAGAAAACCGAAUCAGCACGAACGACGUGUGUGCGUAAAUAUGAAAGUUAGGUUAUCAUUGUCAUCGCGACGUCACGAAGAAAAUUGAAUUUGGACGAGUGAGUUGUACAAAUAAGAAAAAAAUGAGGUUACCGUCAUCUUCGUGACGUAACGAAGAAAAUAGAAUUUACACGAACGAUGUGUGUAAAGAAAUUAAACGAGGUUAUUGUUAUUGUCGUGAUGUCACGAAGAAAACCGAAUAUGCAUAAACGAUGUAUGUAAAAAGUGAGGUUAUAUUUCUCGAUGUUACGUAUAUACUAUACCAACAAUAACAUUACAACAAUAACAGUGUAUGUAUUCUUAAUCUGGCAUACACACACACACACACACACACACACACACACACAUACGUACAGGUAUGCAUAUAUAGAAAGAUAUUUGUCCCAUACUGCCAAUGAAAAAAAAAAAAAAAAAGAAAAAAGGAAGAAGAUACAUUAAAUGCCAUAAAUGUGCUCCUGUGAAAUGGCACAAAAGGGGUAAAGAAAAUGAAAGGGUAACGGAUUAUUACUGAAAUUCUACAGAUGUAUACAUAUAUAUAUACAUACAUAUAUAUAUAUAUAUAUAUAUAUAUAUAUAUAUAUAUAUGCGUGCGUAUGUAGGUACACACGUAAGUAUAUAUAAAAAAAAUGAAAAUAAUAGGUCUACUAUUAUAAAAACUCCAUCCUGUUUAAGUAUAAAAUCGAUAAAUUAAAAUAUUGCAUGGAUAUUACGAGUAUUGUAUUAAUAUAUAUUAUAUAUACACACACACACACAUACACACACACAUACACGCACAUACAACUAACAGAUACACAUAUACAAUUGACUUAAAGAUGACGUGUUACGAGUACGUGUAAAUUUUUUUAAUGCCAUAUUAUGUGCUAGUAAAAAAAGAGCUCUGAAUAAUGAUAUGUGUGUGAGUGUGUAUAUAUAUAUAUACACAUACAUACACAUACAUAUAGAAAUAUUAUAUAUAGAGAGAGAAAGAUAUAUUGGUUAGAAAUCUUACGAGAUAAUAUUAACAAAUUCUUUGACAUCGAUUUUCACGAGAUUAACUUUGGAAAAUCGAAGACGAAGAAUUCAAAAUCGAUUUUCUCGUUUUAGCUUAUUUUAAGGUUACGUCGCACGGCGUAGGAAGGAUGACGACGUAUGUUGAAAAUUCGAAUUUAUAGUAUUCUAUAUACAUGUGAAUAAAUACAUAACCAAAGAGAAACCAUGGAAAAAAGUUUAAAAACGGUGUGAGAAUCUUGUAAGAAAAAAAAAAAAAACGAAACAAAAAAGAAGAAAAAACAUUUCUAAAGGUCGAUGCGGAAAUUCAAAUGUCGCGCCUUUUUUAUACGUUUCUUCUUGUUCGAUAUCGUUUGAAUUGUAUUCCUUUUUUUAUGUCUCUUAUUAGCGUAUUUAAUUUAUAACGUAAAUACAUUGAACGCAUAUAAAAAUAAAAAUGAAAAUGAAAAUGAAAAUUAAGAAAAAUAAAAUAAUAAUAAAAAAGAAAAAAAAAUAAAAUAAAAUAAAAUAAAAUAAAAUUUGGCUUUCACUAUUAUUGACGGUUACGUUGUCUUUUGGCAUUUUGGAUUUUUACGUCGCAUAUUUUGUGUACGUGACACAAUAAAAAUUCACGUACGUAACAUGCCAUUGCUAGCUUGUCGGGAAAACCUUUUAAUUAAGGGAUUAAUGUGUAGCACGCAUAUUUUUGUGUAUAUAUGUACGUAUAGAGAAUGAUGGAGAAAUGUAUGAAUGUUCUUUGUGUGUGUGUGUGUGUGUGUGUGUGUGUGUGUGUGUGUGAGAGAGAGAGAGAGAGAGAUGUAAAGGGAGAGAAAAUGUGAAAGAAUGUGAGAGAAAGGAAUAAUCGAUGUUUAUAAUUUAUGAUAUAUAUAUAUAUAUAUAAAAUGAAAAAAUCCACUUAAUUAUUAUAAUAGUAUUAAGUAUACAGAUACGAUGUCUGUUAAUUAUGGCAAUUGGAGAGAGACUCAUUUCUCAUCUUUGGCAUUUCGAAAACACGCUCAUAUAGAAAAUAUUUACACGAACACAUGGAUUCUUAGACGAUAAGUAUUUAUUAUUAUUUUGUAGCGCCUUUUAAAUCGCGAAAAAUAUCGAUGAUGCAUAAGGAAUAAAAGAUGGAAGAAGAAGAAAAAAAGAAGAGGGAGAGAAAGAGAAAAAGAGAGAAAAAGAAAGAAUAAAACAGAAGAAGAGAGGAGAAAAGAAUGUAGGGAGUGAAGGAUUUUUCGAAUUAUUUCGUACGACAUUAUGAAAUAAGACUUUCAUUGUAAUUCGUAUGCGUAUUAGAUACGGGAAAGAAAAAUAAUAAUAAAAAUACACGAAUACCGCGAUAAUAAUAGUUACUUAUUGAUAUGUUUCAAACAUGUGUAUGACGUAUCAAAACUUUAACGUAUGGUUCUCUGAAAAAGAGAAGACUUUUAUUCGAUCGUCAUAUAAAACAUAUUUACUGAUAUACCGAAAGAUUUCGUAUGCAUUAGUAUCAAAUGACGUCGAAUAUUUGCAGUAGGGAUGUAACGAGAAUCACUAUAAUCAUUUUUCUUUUAAAUUAUUAAGAAAAAAGAAUCACGUGAUUGAAAGCAGUUUUAAAAGAGAAAAAAUGAUCAUAUGACUAUGUUAUACCGUUUGUUGGUAACUUAUCGACCGAUGAUAAUCGACGAUACACUUUCUCUGUCGAUAAAGUAGAUAACUAUAUAUAAUAGAAUAUUCAUGAAGGUAAAUUUGUAAAGAUAGAUCGGUAAUAAAGGGAGAGAAAUAAUAAGCAUAGUUUUAAAAUUAAAGAAAAAAAAAGAAGAAAAAAAAAAGAAAAACCUGUUACACAUCGUACGAUUUCGAUAUAUUCUUGAAGUCGUGAAAUCAAAUCAAUAAAAUAUCAAAAUAUAUUCAACGAGUAAUAUGUAAUUAAGCAUCACCGAUCUGCAGAUAUUUGGCCAAAAUAUAUAUAUAUAUAUAUAUAUAUAUAUAUAUAUAUAUAUAUAUAUAAGAGGAAAGAACAAUUCACACGAAAGACGACAAUAUAUCGAUAUCCCACUUGUAUACUUCUUUACCAUUGAAAUUGUGCACAAUGUCUCUUUAAGUCGCGCGCGGAUUCAAAUGGAAGAAAAAAAUAAACGCUAUUUAGAAAGCUGCAGUA